AUGACGAAGAAAAAGAGCCUGGAAGAGUUCGUUGAAGAGUGCCGUAAGGUGCACGACGACAAAUACAAUUACUCGAUCACAAACUAUACCAGAUGGGACUGCAAAAUUGAGUAUACCUGCCCAAUUCAUGGUGUACAGAGUCAAAGAGCUGACAAUCAUAGACGCGGGAUGGGUUGCAAACUGUGUGGCAGAGAGAGAAUCAGAAAGACUUUCGCUCUCACUACGGAAAAGUUCAUCGAAACUUGUAAGAAGAAACAUAAUAACCGGUACAGUUAUCCCGAUACUGUAUACGUUAAUUACGAAAGUGCAGUGAAAAUCGAGUGUGCGCGGCAUGGCGAGUUCGUUCAAAAAGCUGGCUGUCAUCUUAUCGGUAGCGGGUGCCAAAAAUGUGCUGUCUUUAAUAAAUCCUCGGGCCCUGCCUUAAAGCCUGCUGACUAUGAUGAGUUCGUCGGACUGUCUAUCACGGUACAUGGAGAUGUUUAUGACUAUUCCCAGGUCAAGUAUAAAAACCAUUAUGUUACUGUCGAUAUUGUAUGCAGAGACCACGGCCCUUUCAGAUGUACUCCUACUGUUCAUUUGAAGGGUAAAGGGUGUGCUACCUGUCAGAAUUUCGAUGCAUUUGUCCAGAAGGCAAAAUCAAUUCAUGGUGAUAAGUUUCAGUAUGACAAGUCAACUUACAUUAGGAGCAAAACAAAGAUGCGUAUACUUUGCCGGGAGCAUGGAGAAUUCUGGCAAAUCCCAGCAGACCAUGCUCGUGUUACUCGCAAAGGGGGUUUUUAUUGCCCUUCAUGUUCUUUAGAGAAUAAGCGCCUCACAAUCGAUGAAGUGAAGGAAAGAUCCAGAAAUAUUCACGGCCUGGCGUACAAGUUUGAUAAGCUCGUUCUGGGCAAGAGCCUAGAAGAAGAGGCAAUAUUCUAUUGCAUAAAAUGUGCCAAAUACUUUUCUCAAAAGCCCGUUAAUCAUCUUAAAGGCAGUGGCUGUUCGUGGUGCUGUGAAUCAAAGCAUGAGAAAAAAAUUAGAAAUUGGCUACAAACGAUGGAUUAUCAAUUUGAAUCGCAAAAGCGUUUUCCUGAUUUACGGUACGAAAAAUCGCUUAGGUGCGAUUUCUAUCUUGAACAGUUCAAUCUUAUCAUCGAGUUUGACGGGAUUCAGCACUUUGAGCCCGUGGAGGCCUGGGGAGGAUUUGAGGAGUUCCUCAGAGUGCAGGCCAGAGAUCGCGCGAAAGACGACUACUGCACAGAGAAGCGUAUCAACCUUCUCAGGAUGAAAGAUGGUCAGGACGUCAUCCAAGGAGUUCAAGACCUGAUCGAGCUGAUCAAAGCCAAUGAAACAGGACACGUCCUGCAUAUGAUUUAUGGCAAGCUAGCCACUUUCUAG
This is a messenger RNA of Torulaspora globosa, 1377 nucleotides long. RefSeq lists its product as uncharacterized. The record is from RefSeq and is a predicted model, not a curated record. Lineage: Eukaryota; Fungi; Ascomycota; Saccharomycetes; Saccharomycetales; Saccharomycetaceae. The transcript has a single exon. Bases 1 to 1377 code for a protein of 458 amino acids.